Pocillopora verrucosa is the source of this 1503-nucleotide messenger RNA. RefSeq names its product steroid 17-alpha-hydroxylase/17,20 lyase-like. Gene Ontology annotation, molecular function: steroid 17-alpha-monooxygenase activity; iron ion binding; heme binding. Gene Ontology annotation, biological process: progesterone metabolic process; hormone biosynthetic process. The record is from RefSeq and is a predicted model, not a curated record. NCBI's taxonomy places the organism in Eukaryota, Metazoa, Cnidaria, Anthozoa, Scleractinia, Pocilloporidae.
AUGUUGGAAGAGCUGGCAUGGGUCUUUCUAGCAGUAAUCGUUGUUAAAUUGAUCUUGGAUCACUUUACUGCCAACAAAAAUCUUCCACCCGGACCAUUUCCGCUCCCGAUCAUAGGUAAUGCGCACAAAUUGGCCGCUGAUUCACGCCAUAUUGACCUUAUGAAACUUGAAAAACAGUACGGCAAAGUAUUUCGUUUGUAUCUCGGUAAUCAGCUCGUGGUAAUCGUUAGCGGUGGAGAAGCGCUGAAAGAAGUUCUCGUCACAAAAUCGGCCGAUUUCGCUGGACGUCCGAAUCUAUACACCUCACAGGUUUAUUCAAAGGGAAAGGCAAUCGCGCUGGCAGAUUAUUCUCCGGAAUGGCGACUGCAUCGCAAGAUUGCUGUCUCUGCGCUCAAGAUGUACAGCAACAACAGAAUAAACCAAGGAUCCGUAAUCAAUGAAGAGUUUGAUCUGCUGUUAAAAAGGGUCCAUGCCAGAAAUGGUCAACCACAUGACAUCACAAGAGAGAUACGACUGGCUGUGACGAAUGUGGUUUGUGCUGUAGUGUUCGGUUCGAGAUUCGAACUUGACGAGCCGGAGUUCACAAAGUUCUUAGACAUCACCAAUGCUUUGGCGAAGAUGGUCGCGGCUGGGAGCAUUGUGGACGUUUUUCCUUGGCUCGGUUGGAUCCCAUUUAAGUCUCUUCAGAAUCUAAGGGAAAAAUGUAAGGAACGAGAUGAGCUUCUAGGAAAGAAAUUUGUUGAACAUGUGGAGGCGAACAGAGUGUUACAUCCACAAGACCUGACAGAUUCGUUAUUGAAGGCAAGAAAGGAAGCUGAGGACGAAGACUCCGCUGUCAAAGGAUUCCUCUCUGACGAACACCUAAUUAUGACCAUGAGCGACAUCUUUAUUGCUGGAAUGGAGACCACUGCAAGCACCUUGUGUUGGGCACUGAUACACUUGAUUCACAACCCUGAGGUCCAGCAGAUGUUGCAUCAAGAGCUGGAUCACGUCAUUGGCCCGGAUCGUUUGCCAGAACUAGGAGACAAGAAGAAUCUUCCGUACGUAGAGGCGACCAUUACAGAAACUCUGCGCAUCUCCUCUCUUGUACCUUUGUCAGUUCCUCAUAAGGCAACAGUAGACACCUCUCUGCAAGGAUACUGUGUUCCAAAGGGAACCACAGUUUUAACUAAUCUAUGGUCCAUUCACCACGAUCCGGAUAUCUGGGAGGAACCAUACAGCUUCAGGCCUGAAAGAUUUCUUGAUGAAAAUGGCAAUUUCGCUGCACCAUCAUUUGACCGUUUCCUGCCCUUUUCUGCGGGGCGCCGUGCCUGCUUAGGAGAGCCUUUGGCACGGAUUGAGCUUUUUCUGGUCCUUGCGCGUUUGUUGCACAACUUCAGGUUUGAGAAUCCGCCCGGAUUUGAUCUUCCAUCCGUUGAACCCAUCGUAGGAAUCGUUCUGCAACCACAACCGUUUAAAGUCUGUGCUCUGAAAAGAAGAGAUGUCACACAUUCCAAGUCAUGA